Messenger RNA from Gavialis gangeticus (Gharial), 10519 nucleotides. It is a transcript of the gene MYO7A, whose product is annotated as myosin VIIA. NCBI's taxonomy places the organism in Eukaryota, Metazoa, Chordata, Crocodylia, Gavialidae. Gene Ontology annotation, molecular function: protein binding; cytoskeletal motor activity; ATP binding. Gene Ontology annotation, cellular component: cytoskeleton; myosin complex. The coding region runs from base 595 to 7266 and encodes 2223 amino acids. The record is from RefSeq and is a predicted model, not a curated record. The transcript is spliced from 49 exons.
AGCGUAUUCUGUACCUGAAGCCUGGAAGCCCGCAAGCUGCCAACCCGUUACUGGACUGAGAAAGGAAGGAAAAGGAAAGAAGUCUUGGCGAAAUGAAGAGACUUGCCUUUCUUUUUACACUUGCUUUUCCAGACGGCCUGAAGGCAGAAUUGUUGAUUGCAGCUACUUCUUUUUCUCCUACUAAGGAUCACCCGUUGCUGGAAAGGCUAGGAGGGCAUUAAGUGAAAAAGGGGAAUGUUCUCCAUUUGGGAUACAGGAUCCUCCAAGGCAAAGUAAUAUAGGAGAGACCACUCACAAGCAACUGGUGAGCCAGGGGUAAAGCUUUACUUAAACCGAUAUCUGGCAGCUCUUCUCUUAGGACAGGACCUUUGUUGAGGACUUUAUUGUGAACUGGGAAAGAGAGUGUCUUGCAGCAGGAGGGCAUAGUUACAAUCGCUGUCCUGUAACAGGAGGGAGAAAGCCAGACAGCUGACAGCCCUCAAGAGCCUGGGGUCCUUUCCCAGCGCGUGCACUGUAUAGGUAGGAGCCGGGGGAAAGGACCACAUUUUGCAGCAGCCUUUUGGGAAUGCUAAAGGGACCGAAGCCACCAGCAUCAUGCAGCCCUGCCCCGAGGAGAUGGACAGCCCAGAGAAAGACCAGGGCAAGUGGGCUCUGCUCCGAAAUGUGAACCAAGCACUGAAACCCUCGACUCUCCUAUCGGGGGACUAUGUCUGGAUGGACCUCAAAACUGGUCGGGAAUUCGAUGUUCCCAUUGGCGCGGUGGUCAAACUUUGUGACUCCGGGCAGAUCCAGGUGGUGGACGAUGAAGGCAAUGAGCACUGGAUUUCCCCUCAGAAUGCCAGCCACAUCAAGCCCAUGCACCCAACCUCAAUCCAUGGGGUGGAGGACAUGAUCCGUCUGGGCGACCUGAACGAGGCCGGGAUCCUGCGGAAUCUGCUCAUCCGCUACCGGGAGCACCUCAUCUAUACGUAUACAGGAUCCAUCCUAGUGGCAGUGAACCCCUACCAGCUCUUACCCAUAUACUCGCCUGAGCAGAUACGCCUGUACACCAACAAGAAGAUCGGGGAGAUGCCGCCUCAUAUCUUCGCAAUUGCUGACAAUUGUUACUUCAACAUGCAGCGCAACAAUAAGGAUCAGUGCUGCAUCAUAAGUGGUGAAUCCGGUGCAGGGAAGACGGAGAGCACCAAACUGAUUCUCCAGUUCCUGGCUGCCAUCAGUGGGCAGCAUUCUUGGAUUGAGCAGCAGGUGCUGGAGGCCAACCCCAUAUUGGAAGCUUUUGGCAAUGCAAAGACGAUUCGUAAUGACAACUCCAGCCGGUUCGGUAAAUACAUCGACAUCCAUUUCAACAAGCGGGGUGCCAUUGAAGGGGCGAAGAUCGAGCAGUAUCUGCUGGAGAAGUCCCGCGUCUGCCGACAGGCCCACGAUGAGAGGAAUUACCACGUGUUUUACUGUAUGCUGAAAGGAAUGACACCAGAACAGAAAAAGAAGCUGGGUCUUGGGAAAGCCACCGAUUAUAACUACCUUGCUAUGGGUAACUGUACCACCUGCGACGGCAGAGAUGACAGUAAGGAGUAUGCAAACAUUCGCUCUGCCAUGAAAGUCCUGAUGUUCACGGACACUGAGAACUGGGAGAUCUCAAAGCUUCUGGCUGCCAUACUGCACAUGGGCAACCUGCGGUACGAAGCUCGGACGUACGAUAACCUGGAUGCCUGCGAGGUCCUGCAGUCUGCAUCGUUAAUCACUGCAGCUUCAUUGCUGGAGGUGGAGCCUCAGGAUGUGAAGAACUGCCUCACUAGCCGUACCAUCAUCACCAGAGGAGAGACGGUCUCCACCCCGCUCAGCAUGGAGCAGGCGCUGGAUGUGAGGGACGCUUUCGUAAAGGGAAUCUAUGGGCGACUUUUUGUGUGGAUUGUAGAGAAGAUUAAUGCUGCCAUUUACAGGCCUCCCUCCCAAGAACUCAAAAAUGUCAGGAGGUCCAUUGGGCUUCUUGAUAUCUUCGGCUUUGAGAACUUCACUGUGAACAGCUUCGAACAGCUGUGCAUUAACUUUGCAAAUGAGAAUCUGCAGCAGUUCUUUGUGCGCCACGUCUUCAAGCUGGAGCAGGAGGAAUACAACCUGGAGAACAUCAACUGGCAGCACAUCGAGUUCACUGACAACCAGGACGCCCUGGAUAUGAUUGCUGUCAAACCCAUGAAUAUCAUCUCGCUCAUUGAUGAGGAGAGCAAGUUCCCUAAGGGUACAGAUACCACAAUGCUGCAUAAACUGAAUUCCCAGCACAAGCUUAACACCAACUACAUUCCUCCAAAGAAUAACUACGAAACCCAGUUUGGGAUUAACCACUUUGCUGGGAUAGUCUACUAUGAAACAAAAGGGUUUUUGGAGAAAAACAGGGACACGCUUCAUGGAGACAUCAUUCAGCUGGUCCAUUCUUCAAGAAACAAAUUCAUCAAGCAGAUCUUCCAAGCUGAUGUGGCUAUGUUUCUCUGUGGCUAUGCAUCCAGUACUUAUGGCCAGUCGCCAGCACCCACUCCAAAGGGAGCGGAGACGAGGAAGCGCUCGCCGACGCUCAGCAGCCAAUUCAAGCGCUCGCUGGAGCUGCUGAUGCGAACCCUCAGCGUGUGCCAGCCCUUCUUCGUCCGCUGCAUCAAACCCAAUGAAUAUAAGAAGCCCCUGUUGUUUGACCGGGAGCUGUGUGUUCGCCAGCUGAGGUACUCGGGGAUGAUGGAGACGAUCCGGAUCCGCCGAGCUGGCUAUCCCAUCCGCUACACCUUCGUAGAGUUUGUCGACAGAUACCGCGUCCUCAUGCCAGGGGUGAAGCCGGCAUAUAAGCAGGGGGACCUGCGUGGGACAUGCCAGCGGAUCGCUGAAGCGGUGCUAGGGAAAGACGAUGACUGGCAGAUUGGGAAGACAAAAAUAUUCCUGAAGGAUCACCAUGACAUGCUGCUGGAGAUUGAAAGGGACAAGGCCAUCACAGACAAGGUCAUCCUCAUCCAGAAGGUGGUGCGUGGAUUUAAAGACAGGUCCAAUUUCCUGAAAGUGAGAAACUCGGCCCUGAUGAUUCAGAGGUACUGGCGGGGACACAACUGCCGGAAGAAUUACGGAGCCAUGAAGAUCGGGUUCCUAAGGCUUCAGGCCCUCUACCGUUCACGCAAGCUCCACAAGCAGUACCAUAUGGCUCGUAGGCGCAUCAUCGACUUCCAGGCACAAUGCCGUGGUUACCUUGUGCGUAGGGCCUUCCGCCAUCGGCUUUGGGCCGUCCUCACCGUCCAGGCCUAUGCCAGGGGCAUGAUUGCCCGAAGGCUAUAUAAGCGCCUGAAGGGAGAAUAUCGCCGCCGCCUGGAAGCAGAGAAACUUCGGCUGGCAGAAGAGGAGCGUCUCCGAAAGGAGAUGAGCGCCAAGAAAGCCAAAGAGGAAGCUGAAAAGAAGCACCAAGUGCGCCUUGCUCAGUUGGCCCGGGAAGAUGCUGAGAGGGAGGUGAAGGAAAAGGAGGAAGCCCGCCGGAAGAAGGAAUUCUUAGAAAAGAUGGAGAAAGCCCGAAACGAGCCAGUGAACGACUCGGACAUGGUGGACAAAAUGUUUGGAUUCCUCGGUACAACUACCUCUCUUCCAGGCCAGGAAGGACAGGCGCCCAAUGGCUUUGAGGACCUCGAGCGUGUCCAGAAGGAGCUGGAGGAAGAAGAUUUAGAUGCAGCUUUGCCCCUCCCUGAGGAAGAGGAGGAAGACCUCUCAGAGUACAAGUUUGCCAAGUUUGCAGCCACGUACUUCCAGGGCACGACGACACACACCUACAUCCGCCGGCCUCUCAAGCAGCCUCUUCUGUAUCACGAGGACGAAGGAGACCAGUUGGCAGCCCUCGCAGUGUGGAUCACUAUCCUUCGUUUCAUGGGAGACCUUCCUGAGCCUAAGUACCACACAGCAAUGAGUGAUGGCAGUGAAAAGAUCCCCGUGAUGACCAAAAUCUAUGAGACUCUAGGGAAGAAGACCUAUAAAAAAGAACUGCAGGCUCUACAGGGGGAAGGAGAGAGCAUCGAUGGACACAAGAAGAACAGCGUGAGGCACAAGCUGGUCUCCUUGACUCUCAAGAAGAAGUCCAAGCUGACUGAAGAGGUUACCAAGAGACUUCACGAUGGUGAGUCCACUCUCCAAGGCAACAGCAUGCUCGAAGACCGGCCUACCUCCAACUUGGAGAAGCUCCAUUUCAUUAUUGGUAAUGGCAUCCUCAGGCCAGGAUUAAGGGAUGAAAUCUACUGUCAAAUCUGCAAGCAGCUGACCCAGAAUCCUUCCAAAAGCAGCCAUGCCAGAGGCUGGAUCCUCAUGUCCUUGUGUGUGGGCUGCUUCGCUCCCUCUGAAAAGUUUGUGAAGUAUUUAAGGAACUUCAUCAAUGGAGGGCCUCCUGGUUACGCUCCGUAUUGCGAAGAGAGACUGAGGAGGACGUUUGUAAACGGGACGAGGACGCAACCUCCCAGCUGGUUGGAGUUGCAGGCCACCAAGUCCAAGAAGCCCAUCAUGCUGCCCGUUACGUUUAUGGAUGGGACGACGAAGACACUGCUAACUGACUCAGCGACAACAGCGAAAGAGCUUUGUAAUUCCCUGGCCGACAAGAUCAGCCUGAAGGACCGGUUUGGGUUUUCACUUUACAUUGCGCUAUUCGACAAGGUCUCUUCCCUGGGGAGUGGCAACGACCACGUGAUGGAUGCCGUCUCUCAGUGUGAGCAAUACGCCAAGGAGCAAGGGGCUCAGGAGCGCAACGCACCUUGGAGGCUCUUCUUCAGGAAGGAAAUUUUCACCCCUUGGCACAACCCAAAUGAAGACAACGUGGCCACGAACCUCAUUUACCAGCAGGUCGUGCGGGGGGUGAAGUUUGGGGAAUACCGUUGUGACAAGGAAGAAGAUCUGGCAGAACUGGCUUCCGAACAGUACUACGUGGACUACGGGACCGAGAUGGUUCUGGAGCGACUCCUCAACUUGAUCCCCUCCUACAUCCCUGACAGGGAGAUUACUGCUUCGAAAACCGUGGAGAAAUGGGCUCAGCUCAUUAUAGCUGCACAUAAGAAGGGAAUUUAUACUCAGAAGAGAGCAGACCCCAAAAAAGUCAAGGAGGAGGUGGUGGAUUUUGCACGUUUCAAGUGGCCUUUGCUGUUUUCUAGAUUCUAUGAAGCUUUCAAAUUUUCAGGGCCAAGUCUGCCCAAGAAUGAUGUGAUUGUAGCUGUCAACUGGACCGGGGUGUACUUUGUGGAUGAACAAGAGCAGGUCCUCCUGGAGCUCUCCUUCCCAGAGAUCACUGCCGUCUCGAGCAGCAAAGGGGGAAAGCUGCAAGGGCAGAGCUUCACCAUGGCCACCAUUAAAGGGGAUGAAUACACCUUCACCUCCAACAAUGCAGAGGACAUCCGAGACCUUGUGGUGAUCUUUUUAGAAGGACUAAGAAAAAGGUCAAAAUAUGUGGUCACUCUCCAAGACAACCCAAAUCCCGUGGGAGAAGAAUCGGGAUUCCUCAGCUUCCUUAAAGGAGACCUGAUCGUUCUGGACCAAGACACUGGAGAGCAAGUAAUGAACUCAGGAUGGGCUAAUGGCAUCAAUGAAAGGACCAAACAGAGAGGAGAUUUCCCAACAGAUUCUGUUUAUGUUCUGCCUACUGUCACCAUGCCUCCUCUGGAGAUUGUGGCACUUGUCACAAUGACCCCUGACCAGAGGCAAGAUGUCAUUAGAUCAGCCCAGCAGUCAAUUUCGGACAGCGAAGAAAGGGUGAAGCCGUACACCUUGGAAGAGUUUUCCUACGAUUAUUUUAGGCCGCCUCCCAAGCACACCCUGAGCCGGGUGAUGAUCACCAAGAACCGAGGGAAAGACAAGCUGUGGUGCUACACCCGGGAGCCAAUCAAGCAGCCCUUGCUGAAGAAAAUCCAGGGCAGCGAGGAGCUGUCCCAGGAGGCCUGCAUGGCAUUCAUUGCUGUGCUCAAGUAUAUGGGGGACUACCCAUCCAAAAGAACCCGCUCAGUCAACGAGCUAACGGACCAAAUAUUUGAAGGCGCCUUGAAGGCUGAGCCCCUGAAGGAUGAGAUCUACUGCCAGGUCCUCAAGCAGCUCACGGACAACCACAUUAAGUACAGUGAAGAGAAAGGCUGGGAACUGCUGUGGCUGUGUACGGGCCUUUUCCCUCCCAGUAAUAUUCUCCUGCCCCAUGUCCAGCGGUUUCUCCAGUCCCGGAAACACCACCCUCUCGCUGGCGACUGCAUCCAGAGACUGCAGAAGGCACUGAGGAAUGGUUCCAGGAAGUAUCCCCCCCAUCUGGUUGAAGUGGAGGCGAUUCAACACAAAACCACGCAGAUUUUCCACAAAGUUUACUUCCCUGAUGACACCGAUGAGGCAUUUGAAGUGGAGUCCAGCACCAAAGCCAAGGAUUUCUGCCAGAACAUUUCCAACCGCCUGCUGCUGAAGUCCUCGGAGGGCUUCAGCCUCUUUGUCAAAAUCUCUGACAAGGUCAUCAGUGUCCCAGAAGGAGACUUCUUCUUCGACUUUGUCAGACACCUUACAGACUGGAUAAAGAAAGCAAGACCGGCAAAAGAUGGUAUAGUGCCUUCUCUCACCUACCAAGUGUUCUUCAUGAAGAAACUGUGGACAAACACCAUGCCUGGCAAGGAUCCCAUGGCUGACUCUAUUUUCCACUAUUAUCAGGAAUUACCCAAGUACCUGCGGGGCUACCACAAGUGCAGCCGGGAGGAGGUCUUGCAGCUGGCCGCGCUCAUCUACCGUGUGAAGUUUGAGGAUGACAAGUCCUACUUCCCCAGCAUACCCAAGCUCUUGAAGGAGCUGGUGCCUCAGGACCUCAUCCGGCAACUCGCUCCAGAUGACUGGAAACGGUCCAUCGUGGCAUAUUACAAUAAGCACGCGGGCAAAUCGAGAGAAGACGCCAAGCUCACCUUCCUGAAGAUUAUCUUCAAGUGGCCUACAUUUGGAUCAGCUUUCUUUGAAGUGAAGCAAACCACAGAGCCAAAUUACCCAGAGAUCCUCUUAAUUGCCAUCAACAAGCAUGGAGUCAGCCUCAUCAAUCCCAAAAACAAGGAUAUCCUCAUCACUCACCCCUUCACCAAGAUUUCCAACUGGAGCAGCGGCAACACGUACUUCCACAUCACCAUUGGCAACCUGGUGAGGGGGAGCAAGCUGCUCUGUGAGACGUCCCUGGGCUACAAGAUGGACGACCUCCUGACGUCCUACAUCAGUCAGAUGUUAACAGCCAUGAGCAAACAGAGGAGUGCAAAGGGGAGCAAGUGAAUUGAAAGAAGCCCCUGGCAGGUGACCCUGGAGCUAAUUCACCAGCUGAGGCCGGUGGGGUAUCCCUGCAGCUGGGGGAAGACCUUUUCCUCCCAGAUGUGGAAAAUGAGCCGGACUCCACAUGGCAGCUCUUCAGACUCUGACAUGGAGGGCUCGAACCCCACCUCCCCUUCCAGCGAGGAUGACUAUCUGUGAUGAUGACCUCCAAACUCCCCCUCUCCAGCUGUUGAACCCCGCUGCAUUCUAGACCUCAAAGCUUUCCAGGUGACGCCACCGCUCUCAGACAGUGACUGAGCAACAGAGAAACUCCAACAGGAUAUUUAUCAUGGCACCAAGAGAAUGAAAUGGUGAAGGACUGUGAGGAAAAGAUGAAUCAUUCUCAAUAAGGAGAAACUGAUCCAGAUGUUACAGGUUUCUGAGAUGUUCCAGGCCUCAAAGACUUGCAGAUCAGUAAUGCAGCCCUACUCCAGCAUGAAGCAAGAUCCUGUGAGCAGCCUGGGCUUAUUUUGACGGUUACAAAAGACCAUCCAUUUUCUGUUCUUAAAAAAAAAAAAGCAGCAGCAAUGUGCAGGGGGUAAAAAAAAAAAGUGCAUUAAAAUAGGAUUAGAAGUAGGUGAAAAAAACCACAUACAGAACAGAACAAACCACAUGUAAACCAGGUGGUAUCAUGAAUGCACUGAAGAUUGGGCGCAUUUUGCUGGAAAUAUUUAAAGACCAAGUUUUGAAGUUCUGGUUCUUAUUCUUUUAUUUAUUUAAUUUAAAAAAAAAAAAAAAAAGGAAAAGUUAAAAAAAAAACCACUGGUUUCUGGCAGGCUGACUCUGGGGCAAGUCAAUAAGAAGGCCUUGCUCAGCUCCAGAGGACUAACCCAGUAGACUCGCUCAGAGAUACAUCUUCAAAAGGACAAGACUGAGGUUGAAUGGCCACAGGUCAAGCUUUUCUAACCUGAGAGCAGCCUAAAGCUCAGCACCCGAUCCCAGUGGAGCAGCCUGGGAAUGAAGCUGCUGAGAUCAAUUGACCCCUCCUUUAGGGCUACACCUGCUAGGAGGAGCGUGAGUUGCAGCUAGAAGGCUACACGUAGAAGAAAGGGUGCCCAGCUUUAGGUCCCCAGGUCUGGAAAACCUCAACUGAACCAUGCCACGGUGUGUGCAACCCUGCAUUUUUCCGGUGCACUGCUGUUCCUUUCUUUGCAAAGCAAAUGCAGUGCAGCGUUGCAUGUAUUUCAGCUGCGCUCACUGCACAGCUGUUGUGUAACAUCAGUCUGAGGUAACGGAGGAGGGCAAAGAUGCUGGAAGUGAAGAAUAAACCUUGGGUACCAGUCUAGUAACAGUCCUUCUUGACUGAUUUGCCCCGGCGCUGGUAGGCUGAAACCCUCCCAAAUCCCAAUUUUGACUGGCUUCCAUCUCUCAGUUAACUAAACCAAGACUUUACUGCCAGCCAGCCCCAGGCUCUGGGCAGCACCUGGAUCCAGAGCUGAGCUGCGUUGUGUAGAAACAUCCCUCCCUUUUAAAUGUAGCUCUUCUGAGCUGGUGAGGGUGCUGCUGACAGACCGGUGCAAUGAAGGCUAAAAAACUGGCCCUGGCAAUGCAAAUCCGAGUGUUUCCCAAUGCAGAGGAAACAGCAUGUUGCUCACCUCAUACAAAGAGCUCAACACCUCUAUAAUCCUCCCCAAGAUCACAGGCUAUGUCCACCUGAUCCUACAAGUGGCCUCCAAUACACAAGAUGCCCCUGAGAUGCCCCCUGAGCCUCUUCUCCCAGCAGCACUGGGUUUCAGCUGCAGCUAGGGACAUCACCUUCUGUUUUAGGAGGUUUCCUGUUGCAUGGAUGAGCAAUAGAGAUAACCACAAGGGAUGCAUUUGUUAGAACAAGGUGGGGCCACGUACAACCAGCGAGAGCACAACAGGUUAGACUGCAACGGCUCCGAAAUCUAAGUCUAAACAGAAUUCACGCAUUGAACACAUCUGCUCAUCUCUUGUGUCCUAUGUCUGUGUAACAAAAGACCUCCAUCAGUUGGGUCCUCUGAUGAGGUGGGAAUCGGCUGAUUUCACCGGGUUUUGGGUCUGGCCUCUGGUUUGCACAGCAGGUUUGCCACCUGCCAAUCAAGUCCUUCACCUCUGGGGCUGUUGCGACCAAACAUCUUAAAGACGGAAGGGCCCUUACGCAUCCUACCCAAAGGCUGGCUUUGCUACACCUAAAUGAUGGCACAGGGACUCCGUGUGUCGCCAGGUAAAGUGCAGACAGGGCUCAAAGGGUCGUGUGGCUCCCAACAGGCUGCGCUAGCAAGCAAUGAGGCUGAAAGAACGUGGCAUCAGGCGAGGCCGUAGGGUUCAACUGAGAAGCGAUUUUGGCUCUGGUGCCACUAAUGCUGAGUGGCUCUCCAUAGACAUGGGCUUGGUUCUCUUGGUACCUUUGGGUGAGCUGGGCUAGUUUGAUAAUCUCCUUUUUUUAACUCUACAAAGCCCUAAUCCCAGUAACUUCCUCGUCUGCUUCCCCUGUUCUGCCUUCCUUCCAUUCCUCUGCUCUCAGCACAUCCUGCUCAUUGUCAUGGCCUAGUUAUGCACAAAAAGCAAGACUUCCCAAGGGGCCAGUACCAAAUUAACUCCUGCUGUAGUGCAUGAGGCACAGUAGCAUCCUGGGGUUAAAGAGGUGAUCCUCCCUCCCACCUCCUCCCCAGCCCGGGUUGUUCCAGCAGCCUAAUACAGCCGCUGGGCUGCAAUUUUGCUCCAACUCCCACCAGAGUCAAUCAAAGCAACUCACCUGAAGCCGUGUGCCUUGCACUGAGAUAAAAGCAGCAUGAAAGCAGAACUGAGCUCCCUGCAUCACCGCCAUCAUUGGCACUUUCCAGGUGAAACUCCCCCUACUAACUGCAAUGCUUAAUAUUUCACCAGUGACCCACUGCAGCCUGCUGCCCUGUCCCAAUCCAGGUACUCUUCCCUUCCAGCUGCCUACUCCAGAGGUCUCCAGCAGUGUCCAGCUGUCUAGUGCUCUCACACGCAGUAGACAGUACGUCUCAAUGGUUGUGCCACCUAGAGCCAUUCACCGCCGUGCAGGUUGUCAUGCAAGAGCCUCGUUAACACGUACCGGUCGUAAUUAUCCUGAGCGUGUGUUUCCUGUGUCUGAAGUCCGUUUGGAAUCCAUGUGUGUGUCAUACCGUGUGUGUCUUAGAGCCUGUUUGUUUGUAUUCACACAAGUGGUGUAACAUGAAAACGUCUGUCCCGGUGAAAUACUCUAAUAAAAAAAUAAAAUAAAACCGUG